This is a messenger RNA of Candida albicans SC5314, 1887 nucleotides long. RefSeq names its product Sds24p (gene SDS24). Gene Ontology annotation, molecular function: protein serine/threonine phosphatase inhibitor activity. Lineage: Eukaryota; Fungi; Ascomycota; Pichiomycetes; Serinales; Debaryomycetaceae. The record is from RefSeq and is a predicted model, not a curated record. Gene Ontology annotation, biological process: cellular response to glucose starvation; regulation of mitotic metaphase/anaphase transition. Bases 1 to 1887 code for a protein of 628 amino acids. The transcript has a single exon.
AUGGUCAAUCCUCCGCAACCAAGACAAAUGCCUAAAUCGCCACGUCUUUCAACGUCAACUUCUUCGGGUCCAUCAGCUGUACCUAAUCUAUUAGGAUCUCCUCGUCCAUCUCCUCCGCAAUUGCAACAUCAGCCAUCCAGCGCAUCUACAUCGUCAACAACCUCGACAGCAACAACAGGGGGGUCUAUAUCGGCAACUGCGCCUGGCUCUACCCAACAUUACCUUCAUCACCAUCCUUCUCGUAAAACAUCAAUUGUGGAAAUAUUGAGCUCUCCACCGCCAUUGCCAACAGACCCAAAUGAUCCAAUUCAUCAACUUAGUUUGUCAAGACACGCCUCAACAAGCUCAAAUAAAUCUUCAUCACAAUCAAUCGCUCCUGGUUCGACAGCAAUCACCAAUCAUGCAUUCUCGUUGGUUGAUUGGAGCGAAAUUCCAUUGACGGAGUUGACGGAAUCAAACAAGUUGAUCAGCAUUCAUAGUUCUCACUCGGUGCAAUCGGCAUUCGAAACGUUGCUCAAGAACAAUUUGACCAGUGUUCCGGUAUCCAUUUCGAAAUCUGACCCGCAUGAUUUAACUAAUUGCUUAACUUUUGAUUACAGUGAUUUGAACACUUAUCUUUUAUUAAUCAUGAAUAAAAUCAACUAUUCGGAAUUGAAUGUCGAUGAUAUUGGUGAUCCUAAUAUAUCGCCUCAAGAAAGACAUGAAUUCGUUACUCAAACUAUUAGCAAAGCUAAGAGGGGAGAAGAAGUCCCAGUUGAAUUUAUCAUCAAGUUGCACCCAAAGAACCCAUUCAUCAAAUUCAAUGAAACCGAUACUUUGUUCUCAGUGAUGGAAACAUUAGGUAAUGGUGUUCACAGAAUUGCUAUCACCAACGAAGAAGGUAACAAAAUAACCGGUAUAUUAUCGCAAAGAAGAUUGAUUAAAUACAUGUGGGAAAAUGCUAGAAGAUUCCCUUCAUUGGACUUUUAUUUGACAUCAACUUUGCAGGACUUGAAGAUUGGGUCUUCCAACCCAAUAACAAUUUACGAGGAUCAAAUGUUGAUAGAAGCUUUACACAAGAUGUUCAACGAAAGAGUUUCAUCGCUAGCAGUUAUUGAUCGAUCAAGAACAUUGAUUGGAAACAUCUCGAUUGUUGAUGUUAAAAAUGUUACCAGCUCCAAAAAUUCCCAUUUGUUGUUCAAGUCUGUUUUGAAUUUUAUUAGCUAUAAUUUGUCACAAAAGGGAAUUGAAGAAGGACAAGAUCAAUUCCCAAUAUUCCAUGUCAAUAAUCAAACGUCAUUAGGAAGAGUCAUUGCAAAAUUAGUUGCCACUCAAUCUCAUAGAUUAUGGAUUGUUGACAGCUCACGUCAAGCCAGUUCCAUGAGCAGUGCCAGUGCUUCUGCCCCCAAUAGUGGGAUGAACAAUGGCGUAACCGUUGGCUAUCCAGCACCAGCAGACUCAUCAAUAACAGAUAAAGCUGAAGAAGUUGAAGCUAGCAGUAUGUCAUCACCACAAUUAAAUGCUGCUGCUGCUGCUGCUGCUGCCGUCGCCACUGGUGCACCAACCACUGCUACCUCAGCUCAACCAGAUUUUUCUUACACUAGUGGUACUGGAAAAUUAGUUGGUGUUGUCACAUUAACAGAUAUUUUAGGCUUGUUUGCUACUUCCAAGGGUAGAAGAACUGACCCUCAGGCUGCUAGAAAUCAAAGAAGAAGAAGCUCAACAUCUACUACCAGAUCAUCUAUCGAUAGUGCUUUAAGUGCUGAAGGUAUACUUCCAUCCGGAAGCGCUAUUAUUGGUAGCAGUAACGCAGCCAACACCGGCCGCAGAGGUAGUGUUGAAGUUUCUAGUGAUGUUUUCCGGAAAUCAUACACCAAGGCACAAGAAAAUGCAUUUUCAAAGGAAUAG